AUGGACGACUCCUUCUUCAAUAAUGCAUAUUAUGCGAAAGUUGGAGGCGUGAGCACAUCGGAAAUGAACAAACUGGAAAUGAAGUUCUUGUUUUCUCUUGAUUUUCGACUUUAUGUCAACGUGCACACGUUUGGCAAGUAUUGCUCGGUUUUUAAAAGAGAAGCUGUGGGUAGUAUUAUCAAGCGCACGAUUAAGGAGUGUGGAGUGGAAGAAAGCUGGACGAACAAAGAUGACAAUGCUCGUGUUGCAGUCGAUUGCUAG
Striga hermonthica is the source of this 261-nucleotide messenger RNA. Lineage: Eukaryota; Viridiplantae; Streptophyta; Magnoliopsida; Lamiales; Orobanchaceae. The record is from the annotation of a GenBank genome assembly.